Messenger RNA from Diprion similis, 1833 nucleotides. RefSeq names its product parafibromin (gene hyx). Lineage: Eukaryota; Metazoa; Arthropoda; Insecta; Hymenoptera; Diprionidae. The transcript has 4 exons. Bases 56 to 1639 code for a protein of 527 amino acids. Gene Ontology annotation, biological process: transcription elongation by RNA polymerase II; positive regulation of transcription elongation by RNA polymerase II. Gene Ontology annotation, molecular function: RNA polymerase II complex binding. The record is from RefSeq and is a predicted model, not a curated record. Gene Ontology annotation, cellular component: Cdc73/Paf1 complex.
AGAAGCGUGCGUGGACAGUAGGAAUUACGGAACGAAACCAUCGCAGUAAACAACCAUGGCGGAUCCGUUGAGUUUGCUUCGCCAGUUCAACGUAAAUAAAAAGGAGAUUAUUGAACGCGAAAACCAAAUUAUAUUUGGUGAAUUCUCAUGGCCAAAAAAUGUCAAGACAAACUAUUUGACAUACGGAUCUGGAAAAGAAGGCACUCCUAAAGAGUACUAUACCCUUGAGUGCCUUUUGUUUUUACUGAAACAUGUCCAACUCACGCAUCCAGUGUAUGUGCGGCAAGCCGCCGCGGAGAAUAUACCUGUGGUGCGCCGUCCGGACAGAAAAGAUCUGCUGGCAUACCUUAAUGGUGAAACAGCCACUUCAGCCUCCAUAGAUAAAUCAGCCCCAUUGGAAAUCCCAACACAAGUAAAACGGACUGCCGAAGAUGGGCUAGACGCAGGACUUUCUAAGAAGCCACGUUUCGAGGAGACACACGUUCAGAAAGUAAAGGAACAAUUGGCAGCGCGACUGGAUGCUCCAAAAGAAGCUUCUGUCACAGUUGACAAUAUUAAAUCUCUUUCAGAGGCAAUGUCUGUUGAGAAAAUUGCUGCAAUCAAAGCUAAACGUUUGGCAAAAAAACGUACCACAAUUAAAGAAAAUGACGAUAUCGGCAUGGGCUCGGAUUUGCGUGUUAUACUAGACAUGGAUGUCGAUGAUACUAAGGACAUCGUAUCUAGAGAAAGACAGUGGAGAACUAGAGCUACGAUACUUCAAAGUGCAGGCAAAAUGUUUGCCAAAAACAUAUUUGCCAUACUUCAAAGUAUCAAAGCUAGAGAAGAAGGCAGGAUGCAAAAAGGGCCUACGAUACCCGCACCAAUGGUUACACCGAGGUCUACACCUAUGCGCCCGUUGCCGCAACCAGCCGUCUACAAUCGUUACGACCAGGAAAGAUUUAUUCGGCAAAAAGAAGAAACUGAGGGAUUCAAAAUCGACACAAUGGGAACUUACCAUGGUAUGACGCUAAAGUCUGUGACUGAAGGUACCAAUCCUGCAAUAAGAAAGCCCACAGUCAAUCCCGCUGCUACACCAAGCUCCGGGUUACUUCCUGCAUCUGCUGCAAAACUAACUCCACAACAAGCAGCUCAGAAUAAAAGACCAAGUAGAACACCGAUAAUAAUUAUACCCAGUGCAACUACAUCUCUCAUAACGAUGUACAAUGCCAAAGAAGUAUUGCAAGAAUUGAAGUAUGUUAGCAAUGAAGAAAAGCGAGCGCAAGGUGGUAAAAGGGAGAAUGAGAUUCUUCUUCAGCGAAGAAAAGACGGUGGUCUCACUGUCCCUUAUAGAGUUGUUGAUAAUCCCCAAAAGUUGACCAAUGCAGAUUGGGAAAGAGUCGUUGCGGUGUUCGUAAUGGGCCCCGCAUGGCAGUUCAAAGGCUGGCCUUAUGACGGAAAUCCUGUUGAGAUAUUUUCGAAAAUUUGUGCCUUUCAUUUGAAGUACGACGAAAUGAAGCUAGAUGCAAAUGUUGCCAAGUGGGCAGUAACUGUUGUGGAAUUGAGUCGCACCAAGAGGCAUCUAGAUAGAGCAGCAUUGAUGGUUUUCUGGGAGCAAUUGGACAAACAUAUGAUCAAGAAUAAACCACAUCUGCGAUUUUAAUAACUGAACAUGAACCGUGACUCUAAGCAGCCUGUACUAUAUAGAUGAUAUGAUCAUCCACUCACAGCAUACACAUGCACCUAUAUUAAGUAUAUAACAUAACUAAUACGGUUUAUAAUUGUUAAAAAAAAAAGAGAGUAUAGCAUUAUCAAGUGUAAAUAUUGGUAUAAAAACGAAUAAAAUGAGUACAUAAA